This is a messenger RNA of Clupea harengus (Atlantic herring), 3882 nucleotides long. It is a transcript of the gene hs6st1b, whose product is annotated as heparan sulfate 6-O-sulfotransferase 1b. Gene Ontology annotation, molecular function: heparan sulfate 6-sulfotransferase activity. The record is from RefSeq and is a predicted model, not a curated record. Gene Ontology annotation, cellular component: membrane. Lineage: Eukaryota; Metazoa; Chordata; Actinopteri; Clupeiformes; Clupeidae.
GUAGGUGUCGCUCUGCCGCAUGUUUGUGGAGGUAGGUAGAAAGCUCUUGCACGGGCAACAGCCAUUUAGGUUUACAUCGGUCGUCCUAGUCGUCCGCAGCUCAGACUACGGAGACAGCUAAACGACUGCGCGUGCGGUUCGCGGGCAGUUGUGAUCAGCACCUUUGGCUCGUCUCGGUAGGGUAGAGUUUGGUGUGUGUGAGCGCGCCGUCGGGACACAAUGUGUCCAACCCCGAACUCCGAUUACUUUGCAGUGGUCCCCUGACCAACACGGAAUCGUCUAUGGAGGGGCAAGCAAAGCGUUUACCGUCAAGAUACCACAAUUCUAUCAUCUGUUAUUUGAGAGAUGGUAACAAAUGAACGGCCCCGAAGAGAACAUGGUUGAGAGGACCAGCAAAUUCCUGUUGAUCGUUGUCGGCUCUGUCUUCUUCAUGCUGAUUUUGUAUCAAUACGUGGCUCCCGGAGUCAUCAACUUCGGGUCUCCGCACGGAUACCUCGCCGAAGAAGACAUGACCAUAUUCCCCACGCCGGAUCCCCAUUAUGUGAAAAAGUACUAUUUCCCCAUCAAGGACCUGGAACGGACGAUGGAUUUCGAGAUUAAGGGAGAGGACGUGAUUGUUUUCCUUCACAUCCAAAAAACUGGAGGUACCACGUUCGGGAGGCAUCUGGUCCAGAAUGUGCGCCUGGAGGUGCCUUGUGACUGCAGACCGGGUCAGAAAAAGUGUACCUGCUAUCGGCCCAACAGAAAAGAGACCUGGCUGUUCUCCCGGUUCUCCACCGGCUGGAGCUGCGGCUUACACGCAGACUGGACCGAGCUCAUCAACUGCGUACCAGGAGUUCUCAACAAGCGAGAGACUAAAGCAAAGAAACUAAGGAAGUACUACUACAUCACGCUGCUGCGGGACCCGGUGUCGCGCUACCUGAGCGAGUGGCGGCACGUGCAGCGCGGCGCCACCUGGAAGACCUCGCUGCACAUGUGCGACGGGCGCACGCCCACGCCCGAGGAGCUGCCCGCCUGCUACGAGGGCAGCGACUGGUCGGGCUGCACGCUGCAGCAGUUCAUGGACUGCCCGUACAACCUGGCCAACAACCGGCAGGUGCGCAUGCUGGCCGACCUCAGCCUGGUGGGCUGCUACAACAUGUCCACCUUCCCCGACCGCAAGCGCGCCCAGAUCCUGCUCGAGUCGGCCAAGAAGAACCUGCGCGACAUGGCCUUCUUCGGCCUGACGGAGCACCAGCGCAAGACGCAGUACCUGUUCGAGCGCACCUUCCACCUGCGCUUCAUCCGGCCGUUCGUGCAGUUCAACAGCACGCGCGCCUCUGGCGUGGACCUGGACAACGGCACCAUCCGGCGCAUCGAGGAGCUCAACGAGCUGGACAUGCAGCUGUACGACUACGCGCGCGACCUCUUCCAGCAGCGCUACCAGUUCACGCACAUGCUGGACCGCCGGGAGCAGCGCAUCACGCAGCGCAGCCAGGCUCGGAUCCUGAGGGGGGGCGGAGGAGGAGGAGGUGGGGAGGAGCUGGCUGGGGGUGGAGGUGGUGGUGGUGGUGGUGGGGCUGGGGGAGAGGGAACCGCACGCCUGCCCACGGAGGACUACAUGAGCCAGAUCAUCCACGGAUGGUAGCAAAGAAAAAGAGAAAGAGAGUGAGUCGGAUGGGAGAUGGAGAGAUUAAAGAGAAUGAGGGGGAGGAGAGAUGAAGACUCUCGAAAAAGAAAGCGGAGAUGGUGGAACGUCGUUUUUCCUCUCCCCGCGCCUUCCCCAGCGCUUUCUGGGUCAUGAUUGGCCAAGUGAAAACUGUGAGAGGGGUUAGGACCUGUUGACCUCCCUGUUUAUUUAGCUAUGUUUGUUUGUUUAUAUCCUUCAGGAUUACAUGAUUGUGUCCUUGUGGACUAAACGCUUAUACCAAGGAAAAGUAAAAAAUAAAAAAAAGAAAUAAAGAACUAAAGGAGGAGAAGUGGAAGGCUUCAAGUUGGGGAAGGAUUCCUGGGUCCCAUCCGCCCCCAAAGCUAAGAGACGCCCGGCCAAAUGAAAAGAUUCUCUGUUUGGCAACAAAGAGGCUCAACAUCAAAGCUCUGGCAUUGGGCUGGCCAACACUACGCUGUUUCCCUGAGUUGCUUUUCUUUCUCCUCCUCCCAGACAUCAUUUAAUUAUCAGAGAGUUAACAAGGAUUACAUAAACGAACGCUAGCAGACUUUUGGAAUUAAUUUAAUUGCCUUCAGAUCAUCGAAAGCAGAUAUCUAAGACGAAAAAAAAAAAUAAUACAUGUAAGUCGUUGGUUUGAUCCAGUCUGCUUUAAGUGAACAGAGAGCGUUCACUGUUUAAUUUCUUAAACCUCAGAUGUCAGUUACAUUUCCUCAAUGCAGCAGCUCCCGCAUAUCUGAACUACAUACCCCUAAAAAAUGCCUUUUCCCACACUUUAUAACAACACUACAAAAAAAAUCCUAAUAAUUUAAACUGCAGUGAGAGUUCCUUUCAGGGCGACCCACCCUGGUAAACCUCCACACGGCCAAACUCUCCUUUCUCCCCCACUUUGUGUUGUAACCCCUCAGUCCACCUCAUCUCACCGCUGGGUCCAGACAGCCGGGACUGACCUGAAGCUGAAGCUGUGUCUGAGAGCUGAAGCUGUGUCUGAGAGCGAUGGUUGUGGACACCUUGAUGUUUUCAACACCUGGACUCCAUGGCCGUGGGACUUUUUACUGAUGUAAUGAAAUAUGACUCAUUGUUAUUAUGAAAUGAUUGAUAUUUUUCAACGACAAUGAAAAAGCAUGGACAGAUUUUUUUUUUUGCUUUUCAAUAGACUGAGAGUGUGUGUGUUUGAUUGAGUGGACAGCUAUUUGGAAUAAAUAAAUCAAAGUGUGUGUGUGAGUGUGUAUGUUUAAUUGUGCAUGUUUGUGUGUGUGUGUGUGUGUGUGUGUGUGUGUGUGUGUGUGUAUAUGAGCCAUGUGUGACUUGUCAUGUGUUAUGUGAAUGCAAUGCAGUGUGCUCCAAAUGUUUUCUCUAUUAGGACAAACACAGACAUAUUUGAGUCUCUAUGAGACUUUCAUAAUCACACUUCAACCCUACAACAAUGGACGUGCAAUAUGACUGGCUGACUUAAAUGGUAAUAAUCGCUAUUGCCAAUUAGUCAUUGGCUAAAUAAACCAUCGUCAUUAAUUUCAAUGCCAACAUUACUCCUGAAACACUGCACCACAAAAGACUCUUUUGACAUAUUUGUUAAAAGGUCAAAUUAUUAUGCUUUUCACCACCCGGUUACUCUGUUAAGUAAAAGCAAUUUGUAUUUGAAAUCUAAAGCAAUGGUUGUGACAUGUGAACAACAGCGCGUUAUGUCUGGAGUGCUUGUGCGGUUAGCGGUUAGUGGUGUGAUGGCGUCUCUGCCCCGGCUGCUCUGUUCAAGUCCUUGAAGCCCGGCAGCAUAGGAACAAACCCGGCCCUGAAAUGUUAUGGAACGUUUUUUUUGUUGUUUUUUUUUGCACACACUCUGUUUUGAUUUCAUCAUCCAGCCAAAUGUGGCUUUGUUGUAUUGAAUCAUUCCGUUCCCUACCAUCCAAUCAGAAUCCUGAGAUCUUGUAAACACACUGGCGUGGUUGGUUUAUGAAAGAUCUCUGAGAGGAAAAUCAAAGGGUGAUAUUUUUUUCAGAAAAUUGUAUAUGAGUAUAUAUAUAUAUAUAUAUCUUCACGUGUGUGCAUGUAUGAAUGAAUGUGUGUGCGUGUGUGUGUGUGACAGAGAGUGUGUGUAGGCUGAGCCAUGAGGGACAUGUUUUGGCAUCCCUUGCUUCUUUGUGUUCCACCCACUGUAUGUUGCUGUGAUUACUUCUGUUACCCAUGCCAACUAGAUCUCCAGAAUUACCAAUAAAACGACAUUUCCUUUUGUAAUGAAA